UUAAAAAAAUGAGGCAAAUUCCGUAUAAAAGCGACUCUAUAUUUUAUAAAAUUCGGGUGGAUACAAGAAACCGGUAUCAAAUCCGUGCUCCUUGUCAUAGAACUACUAUCAGCCCGUGUCGGCCGUUGCAACCCGGGGACUCGCCGAAAAGCGACGGGGGGAAUAGAUGGUUCGGCGCGGUUCUCAAUUCUCAUCCAUUGGAUUUAAUUUCAACGGUCAACGGGGGUUUCCCCAAAUUUGAUAAGCCUAGAAAAAGAUUACUGAAUAAUAUGGGUAUUCUUAGAGAUAAGCAAAUCUCUACAUCUCCAACCUCACCUUCUUCAACUUCUCUAAUUUCCACUUCUCCUUGUGCUGAUCUUAAAAUUGCUUAUAAUAAUUGCUUCAACAGGUGGUAUGCUGAAAAAUUUGUAAAAGGUCAGUGGGAAAAGGAAGAAUGUGUUACCGAGUGGGAAAAAUACAGAGGAUGCCUUGCUAAACACUUAAAAGAUAAACAAUUAAGAAGAUUUCUGGAAGCUGAAGCUUCUGGAAUGCCUCCCGCAGCUGAUCGAGUCGAUGCGAAAAGUUGACUUGAUGAUUUGGUGCUUCCAAGUUAUGUAAGAGGAACUGGAGUUUUAUGUUGAUGGUGAUGCUAACAUUGAUUAAUGAUAGUCUAUUUUCACUUUUUAUAAUCAUUGGAAUUGGAUUAAUCAAGUUCUUUUAUGAGGAAGUAGAAGUGUUUAACUUUUAACUUUACUAGUAUGAAGUAUGAACUUCUGGUUGCUCUUGACCAGUAUGAAAUUCUUAUAUAAUCCUGUCUCCCAUAGAUUUUGCAUCAUUUAAGGUAAAAAAACCUCAGAUCGCAAUUCAAAAUGAUACAAAAUGAGUGAGACAGAGGAGUAUGUAUUUGUUUUUGUUGUUCUUCCAAUUUCUUAUUGAUGUUAUUUAAGUGGUUAGAGCUACAAUUGGAUGAACAAGUUAUCCUGCUAUUUGCUACAA
Molecule: messenger RNA, 975 nt
Organism: Amaranthus tricolor (Joseph's coat)
Lineage: Eukaryota; Viridiplantae; Streptophyta; Magnoliopsida; Caryophyllales; Amaranthaceae
Exons: 3
Coding region: 9-566 (185 amino acids)
Source: RefSeq, a predicted model, not a curated record